AUGGGAGCGAUUUCCGGUGCAUCGCUGCAGGGCAUUCCAAAAUCUUAUGCAACAUGCUCGAUCGGCUGUCGCGAGAGUGAUACCUUGCCACGCAAGCUCGAAGCAAUCAAAAAAGCAGGCUUCACGGGCAUUGAACUUUCCUUUCCAGAUAUCCUUGGGUACGGUGGCCAGAUACUCGGCCAUUCGAUUCAACCCAAGAAUACUACCGAGCUGCGCAAAGUGUGCUCGGAUAUUCAGAAACUAUGUGACAAAAACGGACUCAAGAUUAUGAUGCUUCAGCCAUUCGCAAAUUUUGAGGGCUGGCCGGUAGGGUCCGCAGAACGAGAAGAUGCAUUCGAGAGAGCGACGGUGUGGAUCGAGCUGAUGAAAGUCCUCGGAACGGACUUACUUCAGGUCGGUUCAACCGACAGCCCCAAAGAGAAAAUCUCAGACGACCGUGACACGAUUGUCACCGACCUGCGAGAGCUAGCCGACCUACUCGCCCAGAACGGCUUCCGCCUCGCAUACGAAAACUGGUGCUGGUCUACCCAUGCACCUCACUGGAAGGAUGUAUGGGAGAUUGUGGAGGCGGUCGACCGGCCGAACAUUGGCCUUUGCCUCGAUACGUUCCAGUCGUGCGGCAGUGAAUGGGCUGAUCCCACGACGUCGUCCGGCUUGAUUGAGGGUUUGUCAUCGGCGGAGUUAUCGAAAAAGUUCUCGGACAGCUUGCAUCAGCUUGCGCAGAAGGUGCCCGGGGACAAAAUUUAUCUAUUGCAAAUUUCCGAUGCUUAUAAGGUGUCGCCGCCUUUAGAAGACAAGGUAGUGGAUGGAUUGCGACCGCGUGGUCGCUGGAGCCAUGAUUACCGGCCUAUGCCCUAUGACGGAGGAUACUUGCCCAUUGAGGAUUUCGCAAAGGCAGUCCUUCAGACCGGAUUCAGAGGCUGGUUUUCCGUGGAAAUCUUCGAUCAAGGGCAGGAUGGGAAAGGAAUUGAGUACGAGAUGGACAGUUAUGCACAGAAGGCUAUGCGUUCUCUCGAUAAGCUCCUGCAAAAUUGCGCUACAGAGUGA
Penicillium chermesinum is the source of this 1047-nucleotide messenger RNA. RefSeq names its product sugar phosphate isomerase/epimerase family protein. The transcript has 2 exons. NCBI's taxonomy places the organism in Eukaryota, Fungi, Ascomycota, Eurotiomycetes, Eurotiales, Aspergillaceae. The record is from RefSeq and is a predicted model, not a curated record. Bases 1 to 1047 code for a protein of 348 amino acids.